Messenger RNA from Spodoptera littoralis (African cotton leafworm), 1017 nucleotides. NCBI's taxonomy places the organism in Eukaryota, Metazoa, Arthropoda, Insecta, Lepidoptera, Noctuidae. The record is from the annotation of a GenBank genome assembly.
AUGACAGCCACGGCAUCUGCAGUAACCGCCUCUGUUGAUGAAGAUUUGGACGAAUGUGGACCUCAACUUAUCACGAAGUUAGAGGGCAAUGGUAUAACAUCAGGAGACAUCAAAAAGUUAGAAGAAGCAGGAUAUCACACUGUGGAAUCAGUUGCAUAUGCUCCUAAGAAAUGGUUGAUCACUAUUAAAGGUAUAUCUGAAGCUAAAGCUGACAAAAUACUAGCGGAGGCAUCAAAGUUGGUGCCUAUGGGUUUUACCACUGCUACAGAGUUUCAUCAAAAGAGAUCAGAAAUAAUUCAAUUGACUACAGGUUCGAAAGAACUGGACAGAUUACUGGGUGGAGGCAUAGAAACUGGAUCCAUUACGGAAAUAUUUGGGGAGUUUAGAACUGGGAAAACUCAAAUAUGUCACACUUUGGCAGUUACAUGCCAGCUUCCAAUAGAACAAUCAGGAGGUGAAGGAAAAUGCAUGUACAUAGACACAGAAGGUACAUUUCGUCCGGAGCGGUUGCUGGCAGUCGCUCAGCGCUACGGCAUGGAUGGGGCUGCAGUACUGGACAAUGUGGCGUAUGCUCGCGCGUAUAAUACUGAUCACCAAACUCAGUUGUUGGUGCAAGCUUGUGCUAUGAUGGCAGAAUCUAGAUAUUCUCUAAUCAUAGUGGACAGUGCCACCGCUUUAUACAGAACUGACUACUCAGGUCGAGGUGAGCUUAACUCCAGACAACUACAUCUUGGGCGGUUUAUGAGGAUGCUGCUUAGAUUAGCUGACGAGUUCGGCGUAGCAGUAGUCAUAACGAACCAAGUAGUAGCUCAAGUUGACUCAGUGGGCGUGUUCAACGCUGAUACGAAGAAGCCUAUUGGCGGACACAUAAUUGCGCACGCGUCGACGACCCGCCUGUAUCUUCGAAAGGGGAGGGGCGACAAUAGAGUUUGCAAAAUCUACGAUAGCCCCUGUCUGCCUGAAACUGAAGCCAUGUUUGCUAUAAGCACGGAAGGGAUUACUGAUGCUAAGGAAUAA